CAAAUUGCAACUGGUGUAGAAGAGAAACCCGCGACGCGUACAGGUGAAAAUGUGACAGUGAUAAUUAAGAAAAAAAAACUAUGAAAAAAUAUUGAUAACAAUUUGGCAAUGUUGCGUUUGCUAAUAGCUCGUCAACUGUCAGUUAAAUACAGCUGUUUUUGACAGUUAUUUAUUUAUUGAACAAAUAAAUUCACUUUUCAAUAGUGUAACCGUUUAGGUGUAUUUAAUUAAAAUGGACUCUCACAGGGUGGAAUUGUACAUUUACGACUUAUCUAAGGGAAUGGCCGCUCAACUCUCUCCUAUACUUAUCGGAAAAAAAAUUGAUGGCAUAUGGCAUACUUCCAUUGUCGUUUACAAUAGAGAAUACUUUUUUGGUUCACAUGGUGUUGAAAGCUGUAAUCCGGGUACAACAGCCAUAGGACCACCUAAAGAGAUCAAAUAUCUAGGAGACACACAAGUACCAUAUUCUGUAUUUUUUGACUAUUUAUCAGGACUAUCUCAUACUACAUUUACGGCCGAAUCCUACCAAUUAUUCUCACACAACUGCAACAAUUUUUCUGAAGAAAUCGCUCAAUUCCUGUGUGGGGUAAGCAUCCCCAAAUAUAUCUUAGAAUUACCCAACGAGGUUCUAAACGCGAAUUUGGGUGGGGGAAUCGCUGCCCUCGUUGGUCAGUUAGAGCGUAGCGCCCGCCCCUUGGAGGAGGAGUCACGUCAAACAACCAAUAGGGAAACCUCGCCUGACUUGUCGCAGGAAAUCGAGGAGGCAAGAUACAACAGUUUUCUAUUGGAACAGCGUCGCAAGACUAUAACUGAAAAACUCGAAAAAAAUAAGCGGAAAAAGGAGAAAAAACGCAAGAAAAUACAGAAAAAAGGUGGUGCGAUACCUGCUGAAUUAGAAGAUAUUCCAAUGGCGGACACUGAGGCACCGGUAAAUGGCAGAUCGGAACCCCUUCCUUCAGAAGAGGCCCUCGCUUUAGAGGAAGAGGAGAGGCGUGAGGAAGAAGAAAAAAAGAAAGCCAGGGAUCCUCCGAUUGUCUUCAAAGACCUAGUAGAUGUUAAAGAGGAAUUUGAUGGAUUGGUAGCCCUGAUCGAUGGAAAACUGAAUUCUGAGGAACAAAAGUCUACUGAGGAGCUACAGCAAUAUAUGAUCGGCGGAGAGGGAAGCUGGGCAUUGAGCGACGGGUUUUUGGAUUAUCUGAAUAGAUUAUUGAACGAUAAACAAUUACCAGUUGAAGUGCGUGUAAAAAUAUUGAAACUCUUGGCAAUGGCGGCAUUAAAAGACGACAUUAUUCUUGUCCUGCACUCCGAUAGAAAAGACCACGUUCUGAUGAAUUAUGCUUUCGAAAUUGACCGGUUGAGUAAGGAGGAACAAGAAGCCCUGGCUUUGUUUAUGGCGAACAUGUUUGAAAACUUAAGCUCUUCGGAAUGGCUAUUAUAUAUUUCCGAGUGGCCAUUUAACAAUCAACAAAUUAGCAACAUAAGGGUGACCACCAAAGUUGCGGUGCAUUGCUUGUUAUCUGAAAAUGUGGUGUUGCAAGACAGAGGCUCAGCCAUUAUUUAUAAUUUGGCCGCCAAGGAAGUAAAAACUGUGGUUUUUGAUGAUAUAGCAGUAGAACUUACCAUGGCCAUUCUGCAAUACUUUUCAACAAAACCGUCGGAAGAGCAACUUUUCCGUUGUAUGAAAGCUUUAUCUAAAUUUGCGGAAGUAUCCAGGCAAGAAGUGCCCCAAUUAAUCCAAAUGAUCGGACCGGAUCCGGCAAGUUUUAAGGGAGUUAGCGAGAGAGUCGAUGCUCUUAUUGAAACGAUUUCGACACGUUUACGUUAAUUUUUUAUUUAUUUAUUUUUUGUGUUUGUGCAUUUAAAAUUAUGACAAUUUUAACUUCAUCAAAAUAACAAGUAAUUAUAAGAUUAAAAAAGUCAUUGUUUUUAUAAAUUAGGAUUUACGUAAUUAUAUUUUGGACUGUGUUAAGAUAUUUUAGGAAGAUUUUUACAUCGUUGUUAAUUUUAUUAUUUAUUGUGUUUGAAUAAAAUUUAAAAAAAAUA
Molecule: messenger RNA, 2043 nt
Organism: Anthonomus grandis grandis
Lineage: Eukaryota; Metazoa; Arthropoda; Insecta; Coleoptera; Curculionidae
Exons: 10
Coding region: 233-1825 (530 amino acids)
Biological process (GO): protein modification by small protein removal
Molecular function (GO): peptidase activity
Source: RefSeq, a predicted model, not a curated record